GGAAAUCAGUUAUCAAUCUCGUUUUCGAAAAAGCUCUGAUCAAAAAUGAGUUGUACAGCAGAAGCAAAAUCCACCGGAGGUCGAGGAAAGGCCAAAGGUUUUAAAAAAUCUGUUUCCAGAUCUCAGAAAGCAGGUCUCCAAUUCCCUGUUGGCCGUAUUGCUAGGUAUCUGAAAAAGGGGCGUUAUGCUCAGCGUCUUGGCUCUGGUUCACCUAUCUAUCUCUCUGCAGUUCUAGAAUAUCUUGCUGCCGAGGUGCUAGAGCUUGCUGGGAAUGCUGCUAGAGAUAACAAGAAGAACAGGAUUAUUCCUAGGCAUAUACAACUAGCUGUGAGGAAUGAUGAGGAACUUAGCAAGCUGUUGGGGUCGGUGACCAUUGCUAACGGUGGAGUUCUGCCCAAUAUUCACUCAAAUUUGCUGCCCAAGAAGAACGGCAAGGGGAAAGUAGAUCCUGGAUCUCAAUCUCAAGAGUUCUAAAUUUGAUGCUAAAUUAGUGGUCGAGUAGGAAGUCAGUUUUUUAAUAUGGGUUUUGUGUAUUGGUUGAAUAUGUCCUAUUAAUCAACUCUUUUUGAUAAGGUUUAUGGCCAUAUAUGUGAAUGAGAAGUUCGUUUCUA
Molecule: messenger RNA, 611 nt
Organism: Solanum dulcamara
Lineage: Eukaryota; Viridiplantae; Streptophyta; Magnoliopsida; Solanales; Solanaceae
Product: probable histone H2AXb
Exons: 2
Coding region: 46-474 (142 amino acids)
Cellular component (GO): nucleosome
Molecular function (GO): structural constituent of chromatin; protein heterodimerization activity; DNA binding
Source: RefSeq, a predicted model, not a curated record